This is a messenger RNA of Microtus ochrogaster (prairie vole), 3174 nucleotides long. It is a transcript of the gene H6pd, whose product is annotated as hexose-6-phosphate dehydrogenase/glucose 1-dehydrogenase. The record is from RefSeq and is a predicted model, not a curated record. Gene Ontology annotation, cellular component: endoplasmic reticulum. NCBI's taxonomy places the organism in Eukaryota, Metazoa, Chordata, Mammalia, Rodentia, Cricetidae. Gene Ontology annotation, biological process: glucose metabolic process; pentose-phosphate shunt; pentose-phosphate shunt, oxidative branch. Gene Ontology annotation, molecular function: 6-phosphogluconolactonase activity; glucose-6-phosphate dehydrogenase activity; NADP binding.
GCCGCGGUGGCCAGAGGCCUGCCCGCUGGGCCCUGUCGCUACGCAGCCUGAAAUACUGCGGCAUCCCGGGUUGAAUUUGGCCUCGCGCCCGGGCGCUCUCGGAGGACCGAAGCGCGGCCCCGAGUGAAGCGAGCACCUGCCGAAGACGAAGCGCGGGCGGGGGUCGCAGGUUCCCUCCCCACUCCCCGACCCCAGCCGCCAGUCGUACUAGCCAGCCCGGGCCACUUCCCGGAGGAGCGAGAUGAACUUCUCCGCCUGUUGAGUGAUGGUUUCCUGACUGAUUGCUUAAUUGGACAACAAAGAAAGCAAGGGAGAAGCAAAGUCCUAAGUGGGCUUUGUCCUGCCUCGUGACCAACUUCUAGUGUCGUGUGCUCAGCUCUGGUACCCAAAAAUUUGGAAGAUGCUCGUAGCAGCAAUGUGCUUGGCCCUUCUGGGCUGCCUGCAAGCCCAGGAAUUCAAGGGGCAUGUUUCCAUAAUCCUGCUGGGAGCAACUGGGGACCUUGCUAAGAAGUACCUGUGGCAGGGCCUGUUCCAGCUGUACCUGGACGAGGCUGGGAAGGGCCAUAGUUUCAGCUUCCAUGGGGCCGCCCUGACAGCCCCCGAGCAGGGCCAGAAGCUCAUGGACAAGGCCUUGGAAUCCCUCUCCUGCCCCAAGGACUUGGCACCCAGUCACUGUGAUGAACUCAAGGGUCAGUUUCUGCAGCUGAGCCAGUACCGCCAGCUGAAGACAGCUGAGGACUAUCAGACCCUGAACAAGGACAUUGAGACCCAGGUCCAGCAGGACGGGCUCUGGGAAGCUGGCAGGAUCUUCUACUUCUCUGUGCCUCCCUUUGCCUAUGCAGACAUUGCCCGCAACAUCAACAGCAGCUGCCGACCGCACCCAGGCGCCUGGCUACGGGUUGUUCUUGAAAAACCCUUUGGCCAUGACCACCUCUCAGCCCAGCAGCUGGCUUCAGAGCUUGGGAGCUUUUUCCAGGAAGAGGAGAUGUAUCGAGUAGACCAUUACCUGGGCAAGCAGGCCGUGGCUCAGAUCCUGCCCUUCCGAGAUCAGAACCGCAAGGCCCUGGACGGCCUCUGGGACAGGCACCAUGUGGAGCGGGUGGAGAUUGUCCUGAAGGAGAUGGUGGAUGCGGAAGGCCGAGCCAGCUUCUACGAGGAGUACGGCGUCAUCCGUGACACGCUGCAGAACCAUCUGACGGAGAUCCUCACGCUGGUGGCCAUGGAGCUGCCCCACAACAUCAGCAGCUCGGCUGCCGUGCUGCAGCACAAGCUCCAGGCCUUCCAGGCCCUGCAGGGGCUGCAGAAGAACAGCGCCAUCCUGGGCCAGUACCAGGCCUACAGUGGGCAGGUGCGCCAGGAGCUGCAGAAGCCAGACAGCUACCAGAGCCUGACACCAACCUUUGCAGGUGUCCUCGUCUACAUUGACAACCUGCGCUGGGAGGGUGUGCCUUUCAUCCUGAUGUCUGGCAAGGCCUUGGAUGAGAGAGUGGGCUAUGUUCGGAUCUUGUUUAAGAACCGGGCGUACUGCACCCAGAGCGAGAGACGCUGGGCGUCGGAGCAGAGUCGGUGCCUGCCCCAGCAGAUUGUCUUCUACAUUGGACAUGGAGAGCUGGGCCACCCCACCAUCUUGGUCAGCCAGAACCUGUUCAAGCCCCAUCUACCUACCCAGAGCUGGAAGGAGGUACACGGCGAGCCUGGGCUCCGCCUUUUCGGCCGUCCUCUAUCUGAUUACUAUGCCUACAGACCUGUGCGGGAGCAAGAUGCCUACUCCACCCUCUUGUCUCACAUCUUCCAUGGCCGAAAGGAGUCCUUCAUCACCACAGAGAAUCUGCUGGCCUCCUGGGUCUUCUGGACCCCCUUACUGGACAGCCUGGCCCUCGAAGUGCCACGCCUCUACCCAGGGGGAGCAGAGAAUGGCCAUCUGUUGGAUUUUGAGUUCAGUGGUGGCCAGCUGUCCUUCUCCCAGCAGCAGCUAGAGGUGCUGAUGCCAGAGUUAGGGUCAGUCCCAAAGCCCAGUGACUUCCAGGUCCUCAGGGCCCAGUACAGACAGAGCCCGCUGGUCACUGCUUGGCCAGAGGAGCUGAUCUCUAGGCUAGCCAGUGACAUCGAAGCCACUGCAGUGCAGUCCGUACGGCUCUUUGGCACGUUCCACCUGGCAUUGUCAGGCGGGUCAAGCCCCAUCGCCCUCUUCCAGCAGCUGGCCAUGGGGCACUACAGCUUCCCCUGGGCCCACACACACCUGUGGCUGGUUGACGAGCGCUGUGUCCCGCUCUCAGACCCAGAGUCCAACUUCCAGGGCCUGCAGGCUCACCUGCUGCAGCAUGUCAGGGUUCCCUACUACAACAUCCACCCCAUGCCGGUGCACCUGCACCAGCGGCUCUGUGCUGAAGAGGACCAGGGUGCCCAGUCCUACGCCAGGGAGAUCUCAGCCCUGGUGGCUAACAGCAGCUUUGACCUGGUACUGCUGGGCAUGGGCACCGAUGGGCACACGGCCUCCCUUUUCCCGCAGUCCCCCGCUGGCCUAGAUGGCGAUCAGCUGGUGGUGCUGACGGAGAGCCCGUUCAGGCCCCACCAGCGCAUGAGCCUCAGCCUGCCCCUCAUCAAUCGUGCCAAGAAAGUAGCUGUCCUGGUCAUGGGGAGGACAAAACGUGAGAUCACCACGCUGGUGAGCCGUGUGGGCCAUGAGCCCAAGAAAUGGCCCAUCUCAGGCGUGCUGCCUCUUUCCGGGCAGCUGGUUUGGUACAUGGAUUACGAGGCCUUUCUGGGAUGACAGGAGCACCCUGGCCUAGGUCACUCUCCAGCUUUCUGUCACCUGCUCAAUGUGCCCCAGCUCUCCAGAUCCUGGUGCCAGAAUCAGGCCCCAGCGAAGGGAGGACAGAAUUCUUCCCCACUUCCUGGGCCCCCUGGUUCUGUGUAAUUAUGGUGCCUAGACACAAAAACAAGGCAGAACUCGGACCUCUGCUGUGGAGAUGCCUUCAAACCCAUCAGGAAAGAGACCCUCAUCACUAUCUACAACACAGAAUAAGACAGCGAGCCUUUCACUGGUUCCUGCAGGAAGAGGGGCCAGAGUUGGUGGAGAGACUCCUGGAGAAUGCAGUGUUCUGAGCCAGGCAAGAAGAGCAGAGCCAGUCCUGAGACUGCUCCCUCCGGCAGUCUGCCUCUUCUGUAAUCCCU